GGUGGUCAGUCUUGCAGCACGUCGCCAGUGUCGGGCGCCGCCGAUGUCACGUCGCGGCAGCCCUGCGGCACGCGCUCCCGUAUCGCAGAUUGUAGCGAUAUGAUAAUAUCAUAUAUUACUAUCGCGGAGGCUGAUAUUUACUCAUCGAUAUAUUUCCGCUCUGCACCGACUCGCGCGUCGAUUAUCUUUUUCUUUUUUAUAUAAAUAAAGUACGCGCACGUGAUUAAAUACAAUACUUACCCGUGUUUGAUAUAAAAUUAUUGGUAGCCAGUAUUGUAAUAAUUUAGAGUUUAGUUUAAGUAAAGAAAUAGCCAAUUUCUAAUUUUUAAUUUGCAAAGUUAAAUUCUCUAUUGGAACAGGAGUAAUGUUGAUGGUGACGUAAAGUUCCUUGCACCCUUCAGUGUACCUGCGACUGGCUGACAGCUUGGAACAUGGUUGCUCCACUGGGCGCAUGCGCGGCGGGCGCGGGGGUGGGGGCGGCGGGCGGCACGCUCGCAGCCGCGCUGCAGUUCUUCGCGGCCGCACAGUGCGUGCUGCGGGAGCCCUGGCCUGCCGCCGCCGCUGUACGCAACACAUCGUGCUUCGACUUCGUGGUGGUGGGCGGCGGCACGGCGGGCGCGGCGCUGGCGGGGCGGCUGGCGGAGCGCCCCGACUUCCGAGUGCUGCUGCUGGAGGCCGGGCCUGACCCGCCGCAGGAGAGCAUCAUACCGGGAUUCUCGAAAUCUAUAAUGGGCACUAGCUACGAUUGGAACUUCAGGACGUCAAACGAUGGCGUGUCGAGUCAGGCGCUGGUGGAGGGCGCGCAGACGCAGCCGCGCGGGCGCAUGCUCGGCGGCAGCGGCUCGCUCAACGACAUGGUUUACGCGCGCGGCUUUCCCGCCGACUACGACGACUGGGCCGAGACCCUCGGCGACAACGACUGGAAGUGGGACAACGUGCUCCCCUACUUCAUGAAGACCGAACAUCUGACCGACGAGAGGAUUGUCAACGAUCCUGAGCUGAUGAAGCUGCACGGGCGCGGUGGCGACAUCGAGGUCGCCGGCCUCAACGAGUCCACCUUCGAGACUGACAUGUUUCUGAAAGCGUUCCAAGAGCUCGGGUUUGAGUUGGUAAAGGAUAUGACGUCACCGGCGAAGAUCGGCGCCGGGCGACACUCGCACACCAUCCGAGAGGGACGCCGGGACAGCACGCUCACUGCGAUACUCAACAAAGCAGCUUCGAAGGACAACUUAUUUGUGCUCAAAAAUGCUUUUGUAACCAAAAUAUUGAUGUCAAACAAAACCGCGUAUGGCGUGAAAGCCAAGCUGGGGGAAAAGGAAUUCCACUUCUACGCCGGCAAGGAAGUUAUCGUGUCCGCGGGGACCUUCAACACUCCAAAAUUGCUUAUGCUGUCGGGAAUAGGGCCGAGGGAACACCUUGAGAAACUGAACAUAAAAGUAGUGGCAGACUUGCCGGUGGGGGACAACCUGCACGACCACGUGAUGGUGCUGACCCACGUGGCGGCCGACAACGGCACUUGUUACGCCGGCGAGGCGCGCCCCUACAUGGACAUGAUCCGCUACCUGUACGACCGCGGCGGGCCGCUCUCCUUGGUCAACACCAUGGCCGCCUACAAGGCUCUGAACGCCUCCACCGAACAGAACGUCCCCGACUUCGCCUACUAUCCGUCCUGCAUGCCGAUUGGCACUAACUUUUACAGUGGCUGCUUGAACCUCCUGAGGUUCAACGAGAACGUCUGCUCGGCUCUGCAGAAGUUGCUCAAGGAGCAGGAGGUGCUGACCGUCGCCACCGUGCUGCUGAAGCCCAAGUCUCGCGGCACCGUCAGGUUGCGCUCCGCCGAUCCUCACGACACGCCUAUUAUCCUUUCGGGGACGUUCAGUGACGCCAGCGACCUAGACGGAUACCCUGAGGCCAUCAACGUGACGAACAAUAUAGUGAAUACGGAAUAUUUUAAGAGGAAGAACGCGCGCGUUGUGAAUUUCGAUAUCGAGGGAUGUAAGGGUAAAGAGGGCGACGAGGCGGUCCGGUGCCGCGCGCGGGCGCUGGCGAUGUCGGCGUGGCACGCGGCGGGCACGGCCGCCAUGGGCCGCGUGGCCGACGCGCGGCUGCGCGUUCGCGGCGUGGCGGCGCUGCGCGUCGUGGACGCCAGCGUCAUGCCGCGCGUCGUGCGCGGGAACACCAACGCGCCCGUCGUCAUGAUCGCCGAGAAGGCCGCCACAUACAUCAAGGCUGACUAUAGCCGGUCAUGACGCCAUGGCCGCGACACUACCACAACAUACCCUACCUAAGUUUAAGAAUAGAAUUAAGUGACUCACAAGUCAGACAGACUGAUACAACGUGUACAAAAGA
Pectinophora gossypiella (pink bollworm) is the source of this 2349-nucleotide messenger RNA. Its product is annotated as ecdysone oxidase-like. Lineage: Eukaryota; Metazoa; Arthropoda; Insecta; Lepidoptera; Gelechiidae. Bases 432 to 2249 code for a protein of 605 amino acids. Gene Ontology annotation, molecular function: flavin adenine dinucleotide binding; ecdysone oxidase activity. The record is from RefSeq and is a predicted model, not a curated record. The transcript has 4 exons.